Molecule: messenger RNA, 777 nt
Organism: Emiliania huxleyi CCMP1516
Lineage: Eukaryota; Haptophyta; Isochrysidales; Noelaerhabdaceae
Exons: 2
Source: RefSeq, a predicted model, not a curated record
AUGCUGCCCAUUGCGCUGCCCGCAGGAGCGUUGGCCUCUUCUCCGGCGCCGCCGCCUGUCUGCGGAGAGGUGUGGGGCGCCACCGGCGCCGCGUACACCAGCGCGAGCAUCAGCGGCACGUGGGGGCUGUAUGAAGACCUCACCCCGGACCUGUCAGAGCUGGCGUCCUACUGGUCGAUCGGCGACGAGUACACCGUCUCAAUGACGGCGACCUCGACGUGCAGCUCGAGCCAGAACCUGGGCUUCGAGGGCGGCGGGGUCGGCUACUUUCAAGUGACCGUCCCCGCCAACGCCGUCAACGUCCGCGUCUCGGCGACGGACACGGUGAGUGUGACGGGCACCGUGAACGCUGGCUUCCAGUCCAGGUCCACCAACUCCGCGUCGUGCACCAUCACCGUCACGGACCUGUCGGCCAUCAACGUGGCCGUCGCCGCCGCCGCGAGCAUCAGCGGCACGUGGGGGCUGUAUGAAGACCUCACCCCGGACCUGUCAGAGCUGGCGUCCUACUGGUCGAUCGGCGACGAGUACACCGUCUCAAUGACGGCGACCUCGACGUGCAGCUCGAGCCAGAACCUGGGCUUCGAGGGCGGCGGGGUCGGCUACUUUCAAGUGACCGUCCCCGCCAACGCCGUCAACGUCCGCGUCUCGGCGACGGACACGGUGAGUGUGACGGGCACCGUGAACGCUGGCUUCCAGUCCAGGUCCACCAACUCCGCGUCGUGCACCAUCACCGUCACGGACCUGUCGGCCAUCAACGUGGCCGUCGCCGCCGCGUGC